UGGUGGCCACGUGUGCGGCCAUGGCGGGCGGGCUGGAGCCUGACCUGGCGGCGCUGCGGCGGGAGCUGAGCGGCCCUGCCGCGCUCUCUGUGCUCAUCGCGCUCAUCGCCGUCGCCGUCACCUUCCUGAUCUGGCGGUUCGUGCAGGGCAGGAGGAGCAGCAGGAAGGCCGUACUGCUGCUGGGCCUCUGCGACGCGGGGAAGACGCUGCUCUUUGCGCGGCUGCUGUCAGGCAGAUACCGAGACACCCAGACCUCGAUCACCGACAGUUCGGCCACGUACCGGGUCAGCCGGGACAAGGGCACCAAUGUGACCUUGAUCGACCUUCCAGGCCAUGAGAGUUUGAGGCUCCAGUUCUUGGAGAGGUUCAAGGCUGCAGCCAGAGCCAUCGUGUUUGUGGUGGACAGUGUGGCCUUCCAGCGGGAGGUGAAGGACGUGGCAGAGUUCCUGUACCAGGUCCUGGUCGAUGGCACUGUCCUCAAGAACGCGCCCGCGCUGCUCAUCGCCUGCAACAAGCAAGAUGUCACAAUGGCAAAAUCAGCAAAACUUAUUCAACAGCAGCUGGAGAAAGAGCUCAAUACCUUACGGGUGACCCGCUCCGCAGCCCCCACCAGCCUGGACAGCUCAGGGGGUCCUGCCCAGCUGGGCAAGAAGGGCAAGGACUUCGACUUCUCCCAGCUGCCUAUGAAGGUGGAAUUCGUGGAGUGCAGUGCUCGGGGCAGCAAGGGGGAGGAGGGAGAUGCUGACUUGGAGGGCCUGGAGAAAUGGCUGGUGAAGGUCGCCUGAACAGGAAAGGGGGCAGGACACUUGGGGGCUGAAGGGAAGAAGAUGGUCUGGAGCACUUAAAUCUCAUCUGGCUGUAGAAAGAAGGACCUGAAGCUGGAAUUCAGCACUAUGGGAGAUUUUCCCAGAUUGUGUCUCAUUGCACAUUGCAGUGUCCUACUGCAGGAAUAUUUUUCCCUUCUUUUUUGUGACUUUCUCUUGUUUUAGAGUUGAGAGAGUGGCUGGCUCCUGGCAGACCCUUUUUGUCCUUUGCAGACCCCUCCUCUCCAGUUUGGUCCUUCCUCCAUCGCUCAGCUCAUCUGUUGUGUUCUUUUCUUUGGGGCUUUCCCUGCCUCCCGUAGCAUUACAAAGUUUUGGGAAGAGCAGGAACAGCCCUCCCAAAGCCCUUUGCCCAUAACAAAGCUGAUCCUUGCAUUUCUGCUCUUGGGAACCCAGUAGCUCUUCCACUAUCCAUGCAGGAGGUGGGGAGGGUUAUAUUUACCAAGGAUAUUAUAUUCUAUUUCCUGCAGCCAGAGUCUUGUCAGAACAUGUUUGUCAUGCUUUAAGCUCAUUUAGCUGAAGAUCCAAGGCUACCUGCUUCAAAUCCAUGGUGCCCAGGUGGUUUUGGGCAAAAAAUUGCUGUUUCUUUGGGUGGUUGUUCUUGUGAAGAUGCAUCUCCUUGAAAAGCAGAGGCCAAGCACCAGCCUCUGUGUAAGGGGGAUGGAAAGGUACCAAUGAGGCCAUGGUUGGUUUUAAGUAAUUUUUUAAAAGUAUUCCUGAAAUAAAUUUUUUUUUUUGCUUAAAUGUU
This is a messenger RNA of Neopelma chrysocephalum (saffron-crested tyrant-manakin), 1569 nucleotides long. It is a transcript of the gene SRPRB, whose product is annotated as SRP receptor subunit beta. Gene Ontology annotation, biological process: protein targeting to ER. Bases 21 to 785 code for a protein of 254 amino acids. The transcript has 8 exons. The record is from RefSeq and is a predicted model, not a curated record. Lineage: Eukaryota; Metazoa; Chordata; Aves; Passeriformes; Pipridae. Gene Ontology annotation, cellular component: signal recognition particle receptor complex.